This is a messenger RNA of Symbiodinium necroappetens, 486 nucleotides long. The record is from the annotation of a GenBank genome assembly. Lineage: Eukaryota; Dinophyceae; Suessiales; Symbiodiniaceae.
AUGGAGUUGCUGUCCUGGAUCCUUAGGCAAGCGUGCGGUGCGCAACCCGAGGCAAAGCCUCCAUUGCUACAGGAGGGCACCAAGGAGAGCACAGGCAUCGAGCAGCUGAGACGGACCCUGCGCGAGGUGGUGGGCAUCCACACGACCGCGGAGGAGCAGGACCCGCAGCAGGCCGAGGAGGACGAAGAUUUGGACGCGAAGGUCCCAGCCGGUCAGCUGAGGGCUCUGCGGGAGCAGAAGAGGCCUAUGUCUUCCUUCGUCUCCACCAGCAGGGAGUACGUGAACUCUCUGGCCAUCGAGAAUAGGUUUCGGGCACCUCCUCCGGGCUCCUACCGGCCCAUGACGCACCUUUGCGCUCCGCGAGUGAAGACGCCGGUCUUCACUAAUGGCGAGCCGACGCAGAGCAGAAAGCGCCUGCUCAUGGAAAGGGAGGCAGGCGCACGGUUGUGUUCGAGCUUAACGAGCCUGCGACUGAAGGGGUUGUGA